AAGAAACUAAAUUCCGAAGAAGCAAAAUUACAAAGGUACGAAAACGAAGACGAAGACGAAUGGUGGAAUUGGAAGGUUCCUUCUUCCCUUUCGAACGUGCACGAAACGAAACGAAUCACUUCUCUUCUUCCUCUCCUCUUAUCUGCUCUCUGUUUAAUCCCAACCGUUUUACUCUGACCCCUUCUCACAGUCGACCCACCUAAAAGACUGAACUGCCCUUCUGCUUUCUCCUACUACCUGGGGAUUGAUGAUGGCCAUGGCCCUGGGCCGGAGAAACCGAUGAAAUUGGGGUUCUGGGUUUCGAAGAGGGGCUGAGUUCCGGAACUGGGUCUGAAGAAUUUCGAGCAUUCGUUCUUGGGUGGCGGAGGAUUUUUGGGGUUUGUUCUGAAAUUCUUGUUUUGGGUUUCUUUUGACUCUUUUUUUUGUAGCUUCUGUGUUCAAAAUUCGAGAUGGUUUUGCGGGAAAUAGAGUCUCUGAUUAUUCAUUGGUUGUUUGAGAUUGUUUGCUUUGAUGAGUUUAGGUGAUCGGAAACCUGUAGUGCGUUCUGUUGAUACCCAAUUUUUGUUCUUGGCAUUCGAUUUUUCGGAGAUUGUGAUAGAAGAGAUUGAAGCACAUUGCGGGUUAGGAUUGAUAUUAGAGGUUUAGAAGGAUCAGUAGAACAGGAAGUGUGUGUGUUUUACUAGAUUUUUUUGUUUGGUAGAAUUGUGGAUUUUUCAAGUUGGGUUUAGCAAUUGGAGUGGUUUUGAGGAACUUGUAGGUUGAUUGGUUUUAGUGUGAUUGUGUUGUGUGUCACUAUGUCGGGUGGCACACCAACCGGUGGAUAUAUGAGGCAGAGGCAUAGCCAGGGCUAUGCGUCGAGUGGAGAUGAUCUUGAGGAUGAUGCAUGCUCGAUGAUGCAUAGUCCGUCAGCUUCGAGUCCGAGAGUUUGGUCAAAGAGAGAGAUUGCGGAGAAUUUGAUUUGGCUUGCCUCGGCAGCAGGCAUUGUGUACUUGGGUGAUUCGAAAUCCAACUUGAUAUAUCUCUUGUGGCAUGAUGACCGAAUAAGAAGAUUGCCGUUGUACAUUGGGAUGGUGGGUGUGGUUUUGAAUUUUAUCAUCUUCUGUUACACAAGUAUGUCAGCAUGGAGUGUCGGGCGAUUUGAUGAAAAAUGGGAAUUAGCAAGUAUAUCUGCUCUGCCGUUUGUGACACUACUUGGUGCCAUUUCCUUUUGCCUGUUCUGCUUUGCUCUGUGGCCAAUAUGGGGGGUUUUGACCCUUCCUCUUCUGUUCACGCUGUUUAUGGCAGGCAUGGUUAUAUUUCCAUACAUUAUAAUUGGGAUAUUUAGGAAACAACAUGAUGUGCUGCGUACAGAUAAUGCCUUCUCAGAUUUUAGUGAGAAACAAUACUGACCUAGAUCAAGAGCUGCUAACUCAACCAUGGAUGAACUGUCACAUCAGUAGUGGAGCGAUUAUUGUCUUUCAAUCAGUCAGGUUUCGAUUUUACAUACACAUUCUUUUGAUGAUACACUCGAUAGUACCACAUAGUUCUUUACAAACUGGAGCAGACCGGUUGGGAUGUUGAUGCCAGCGAGCGUUAGUUGUGUAAAAAUGUUAAAUUUUCUGGAUACAAACUAUCAUUAGGGAGGAGGUUCUGGCAUUGAUUUGGCAGAGAUUCAACGACAUUUACUGUUGCCAGAACCUCCUCCCUUUGUUUCUGGUAUGAGUCCAUCUUUCAUUAGGGAGGAGGUUCUGGCAUUGAUUUGGCAUUACAAAAUUCAGUUCUCGUUUACGUUUCUCUUUUAGAUUUCGUGUCUCUUAUAUUUUCUGUUGGUGUUAAUGAGCUAUGAUUACACCAUAUUUGCACACAUAUUUUCGUCUUGGUUUGAAGACAUUUGUGAUGCUGGUGAGUUUGAGAGUUGCAAAUUCAGCAAAGGUGCCCAGCAUCUUCAAUAGUC
This is a messenger RNA of Rosa rugosa (rugosa rose), 1933 nucleotides long. RefSeq lists its product as uncharacterized. The record is from RefSeq and is a predicted model, not a curated record. The coding region runs from base 795 to 1388 and encodes 197 amino acids. Lineage: Eukaryota; Viridiplantae; Streptophyta; Magnoliopsida; Rosales; Rosaceae. The transcript has 4 exons.